Molecule: messenger RNA, 966 nt
Organism: Metarhizium brunneum ARSEF 3297
Lineage: Eukaryota; Fungi; Ascomycota; Sordariomycetes; Hypocreales; Clavicipitaceae
Source: RefSeq, a predicted model, not a curated record
AUGGCCUACCGCGGCUACGAUCCCGACAAGCACGUCCCGGAUCUUGCGGGCAGGGUCAUCCUCGUCACGGGCGGAACCGGCGGGCUCGGCAGGGAAGCCGUGCUCGAGCUCGCCAGGCACAACCCGGCUCGCAUCUACUUCACCGGGCGCAGCCGCCGAUGCGCCGAAUCCCUCGUCGCCAAGUGCUCGACGCCCGAAACGCUGGGCUCGCCCAGUCGCAUCACCUUUCUCGAGUGUGACCACGCCUCGCUCGACAGCAUCCGCGCGGCCGCCGACACAUUCACCGCCUCCUCGUCUCGUCUGGACAUUUUCAUCGCCAACGCGGGCAUCAUGGCGGUGGGGGCCGGGGUGACCAAGGACGGGUAUGAGGUGCAAUUUGGCACCAACCACGUCGGCAAUGCCGCUCUGGCGCUGCGUCUGCUUCCCGUCAUGGAGCGCACCGCCCAGCAGCCCGGCAGUGACGUGCGCUUCGUGGCGCUGACGUCGCUAGGGUACCGCGGCCAUCCCGGCGCCGGCAUCGAGUUCAACGGGCUUCGUGAUGCGGACCAGUUCCCCGUUUUGGGGCCCUGGGUGCGCUACGGCCAGUCCAAGUUGGCCAACAUCCUGUUUGCAAGGGAGCUCGGCAGGCGUUAUCCCAAGAUUAGCAGUAUCGCUGUGCAUCCGGGAGUUGUUGGGACUGAUCUGGUCAACAACUUGACGUUUUGGAACCGGCUGAUUGUGCGGGCUACCAACCCUCUGGGGUUGAUGACGCCUCGCCAGGGGUGCUUUAAUACGCUGUGGGCGGCGACGGGGAGUGACGUCGGCGACAAGAUGCGAGGUGGUGCAGGCACGAUUUGCAGCAAGAGCAAGGUUGCAUUCUUUGUGCCCGUCGGUGUUGCUGACGCGGGUGAUGCCAAGUGUUGGGAUGAUGAGCUGAUGGUCAAGCUGUGGGACUGGACUGUGAGCGAAGUCGGUGUCAAGGGGUGA